Messenger RNA from Saccostrea cuccullata (small rock oyster), 1897 nucleotides. Its product is annotated as xylose isomerase-like. NCBI's taxonomy places the organism in Eukaryota, Metazoa, Mollusca, Bivalvia, Ostreida, Ostreidae. The record is from RefSeq and is a predicted model, not a curated record. Gene Ontology annotation, molecular function: xylose isomerase activity. Gene Ontology annotation, biological process: carbohydrate metabolic process. The transcript has 15 exons. The coding region runs from base 285 to 1676 and encodes 463 amino acids.
AAUUUAUGUUUUUUCUCUGUCGUAAAUUGUACAAACUCCAAGUGGCUUCACGAUUUGAAGACAUACACUGUAUAAUCUCAUUAGUGAGAGGUCCGGCUAGUUAUCAGCUCUAUGCGACUCGUUCCUGAGAUAAAUAAACUCCCUGGCCGCUAUCUCGUAAACUAAAUUGAAGCAUUUGUGUUUAUCUUAAAUUGUAAUCAACACGCAUCGACCCAGAUUUUGGCUGCGGAGUGUGCCUUUGGAGAAGUUUGCAGGUGUAGUGAUUUGAAAUCCAGACAGAAACCAUGUCUUCUUUUGCUCCGACGUCCACGAGUGGUUCCAAAGAUGAUGAUGCAAAAUACAAAGAAUUUGAUGCACCAGAUGCAGAAUUCUUCAAAGGAAUCGGCAAAAUCCCUUUGAAAAAAGAUGCUGGUGCCGGAGAAACAAUGGUAUUCAAAACAUACGAACCAGAAAAGCAAGUUAUGGGAAGAUCGAUGAAGGAUUGGCUUCGUUUUUCUGUUUGCUUUUGGCACACCUUUCGUGGAACAGGAGCGGAUCCCUUUGGUUUCCCCACCUUAAUCCGUCCAUGGGAUGAUGGAAGUAACUCCAUGGCCAACGCUAAGAGACGUCUGAGGGCUGGGUUCGAGUUCUUCACAAAGCUUGGUGUUCCUUACUGGACAUUCCAUGACAGAGACAUAGCGCCUGAAGGGGCCACCCUGGCGGAAACCAACAAGAAUUUGGACGAGAUAGUUGAUCUUGCCCAGGAGCUACAGAGCAAAACUGGAGUAAAACUGUUGUGGGCUACAUGCAACUUAUUUGCUCAUCCUAGAUACAUGAAUGGAGCUGGAAGUAACCCAAAUUCACAUAUCUUCGCUAUGGCGGCGGCACAAGUCAAGAAAGGUCUAGAAGUGGCAAAAAAGCUGGGGGCAGAAAAUUUCGUGUUCUGGGGUGGAAGAGAGGGCUACCAUACAAUAUUGAACACCAAUGUUCUCACAGAACUCAACAAUUUGGCGACAUUCUUUCGAAUGGCAGCGGAUUACAAAAAGAAAAUAGGAUUUACAGGGACACUGCUGAUUGAACCUAAACCAAAAGAACCUGCCAAACAUCAAUAUGACUACGACGCCAUGACAGUCAUUGGUUUCCUGAAACAUUACGGACUCGACAAAGACUACAAGCUUAACAUCGAACCGAAUCACACCACUCUGGCUGGCCAUGGUUAUGAACACGACAUCGUGAUGGCUUCCGCGUUCGGUAUGCUGGGUUCUAUCGACUCCAACACUGGUUCCCCAGACCUGGGUUGGGAUACUGACCAGUUCCCAAUGGACAUCAAAAACACGACCAUGGUCAUGAAGACAGUGUUAGAACAAGGCGGUCUUUCUCCAGGUGGUUUGAACUUUGACUGCAAGGUCCGGAGAGAAUCCAGUGAAUUACAAGACAUGUUUAUCUCCCACAUAGGUGCGAUGGAUUGUUUUGCGAGAGGAUUGCUGAAUGCUGAAAAACUUCUCUCAGAUGGGGUUAUUGCAAAACAAGUAAAGGAAAGAUACAGCUCAUAUGAAACUGGGAUUGGCAAAAAGAUUGCAGAUGGCCAAACAUCUUUUGAGGAACUAGAGAAAUAUAUCCUUGACAAUGGAUGUCCAACAAUCAUAGCCUCUGGUCGCCAGGAGCAUUACGAGUCCAUGUUGAACCACUACGUAUAAAUCUGGAAGGUUCUCCAUUUUGAAAUGUGCACACGUGAUCGAAAACACAGUCAAGUGAUUUCUAAAGUCUUAUGAAACAAAAUAAUUAAAACCCACUUAAAACAAUUCAGUACGUGUUAAAAUAAAUUCAAUUAUUGUUGAAAAUGACUAUUUUGACAUCAUCCAUAGUUCAGGAUCUUUUUAAGAUCAUUAUAAUGGCUUCUUGUUGUGAGAUAUGUAAG